GAACCGUCGAGUGCUUCUGCUGCUGCGUGCCCGGCAGCAGCCCCACAUGAGCCCAUGACUCUUGAUAUGGAUGCAGUCCUGUCAGACUUUGUUCGGUCCACAGGAGCGGAACCAGGUCUGGCAAGGGACUUACUGGAAGGCAAAAACUGGGACUUGACGGCAGCGCUGAGCGACUAUGAGCAGCUGCGGCAGGUGCCCGCGGGCGGCCUCCCGCGCGCGCCCGGCGCGGCCCAGCGCUGCCCCGAGCGGCCCUGCCUGCAGCGACAGGACGACGGUGCCCAAGAAAAGCGACUUUCCAGAGGUAUCUCUCAUGCCAGCUCAGCCAUAGUCUCUCUUGCUCGAUCACAUGUAGCAAAUGAAUGCAACAAUGAGCAGUUUCCUUUGGAGAUGCCCGUCUACACAUUCCAACUACCUGAUCUUAGUGUGUACAGUGAAGAUUUCAGAAGCUUCAUUGAACGUGACUUAAUUGAACAGGCAACAAUGGUUGCUUUGGAGCAAGCAGGACGACUGAAUUGGUGGUCCACAGUGUGCACAAGCUGCAAACGUCUGCUUCCCUUGGCUACAACAGGCGAUGGAAACUGCCUCUUGCAUGCUGCCUCUUUAGGGAUGUGGGGUUUUCAUGAUCGGGACCUUGUCUUGCGUAAAGCACUCUACACUAUGAUGAGAACUGGAGCUGAAAGGGAAGCCCUGAAAAGAAGAUGGAGAUGGCAACAGACUCAGCAGAAUAAGGAGUCGGGCUUAGUAUAUACAGAGGAAGAGUGGGAACGGGAAUGGAAUGAACUGCUUAAGCUGGCGUCAAGUGAGCCGCGCACCCACUUCAGCAAGAACGGAGGCACUGGUGGCGGGGUCGAUAAUGCAGAAGAUCCGGUGUACGAGAGCUUGGAAGAGUUCCAUGUUUUUGUCUUAGCCCAUAUUUUGAGAAGACCCAUCGUUGUAGUAGCAGAUACAAUGUUAAGGGACUCAGGGGGAGAAGCAUUUGCACCUAUCCCAUUUGGAGGAAUUUAUUUGCCUCUUGAAGUUCUACCAAACAGAUGUCAUUGCUCACCUCUUGUCCUUGCCUACGAUCAGGCACAUUUCUCUGCUCUUGUUUCCAUGGAACAAAAAGAUCAACAGAGAGAACAAGCGGUGAUCCCCUUGACUGACUCAGAACACAAGCUGCUGCCUUUGCACUUUGCGGUGGAUCCCGGAAAGGACUGGGAGUGGGGGAAGGAUGACAAUGACAACACCAAGCUGGCCAAUUUGAUUCUGUCUCUUGAGGCAAAGCUGAACCUCCUGCACAGCUAUAUGAAUGUAACGUGGAUACGCAUCCCGUCUGAAACACGGGCCCCUUUGGCUCAACCAGAAUCCCCUACAGCUUCAACAGGGGAAGAUGUUCAGUCUCUGGCUGACUCAAUGGACUCGGACCGAGAAUCCAUCUGUAGUAAUUCCAAUGGCAAUAAUGGCAAAAACAGUAAAGAAAAAGAAAAGGACAAACAGAGGAAAGAUAAAGACAAAAACAGGACGGAUUCAGUUGCCAAUAAGAUUGGAAGUCUCAGUAAAACCCUGGGAAUCAAGUUGAAAAAGAAUAUGGGUGGUCUUGGAGGCCUGGUGCAUGGCAAAAUGAGCAGAGCCAAUUCAGGGAAUGGGAAAAAUGGUGAUGCUGUAGAGAAGGUCAAAGAGAAGAAGUCUAAGUCUCGAAAAGGGAGCAAAGAGGAGACUGGGCAGUCUGCAAGCAGCCCUCCCUCUGAAAAGACCACCCCGUCUCCCACUGACAAGGCUGGCAACUCGCCCAUUGAAAAGGUGAACACGAAAUGCUUCUCUGACAAGCAGCCUGACCCGUGGAAAUACAGCACGGAUGUGAAGCUCAGCCUCAAUAUUCUGCGAGCUGCCAUGCAAGGCGAACGCAAGUUUAUUUUUGCUGGCCUCCUUUUGACUAGCCAUAGGCAUCAGUUCCACGAGGAGAUGAUUGGCUAUUACCUGAAAAAGGCUGCACUGAACGGGUCGGCUGGCAAGAAAACGGAACCAGAAGCAUACUCAAAAGAAAAGCUAGAAACAUCUCCUCAGGAUAGGGCAUCACCUGUCUUGCCUCAAAGCCAUACAACUCAGCUGGUCUUAAAAUUUAAAGAUCGCACUAGUCCCACUCCGGGGUCAUUUUCUUCACCUAGUAACGGUGCUAAGAAAAGUGGACCCAUUCCGGUAUCUGCCCACUAUAGCCAUACCCCACCCGUUCAAAGGCAAAGCGUCAUCCAUCUGCAUGAUGUCAACUCCAAGCCAUCGAGCUUCCAAGAUGAUACCUAUAAGCCAGUGGUUGGCACCCUAAAAACCUGUGCCACCUAUCCCCAGCAGAACAGAUCCCUGUCUUCACAGAGCUACAGCCCAGCCCGGAUAUCUGGUAUCCGUACAGUGAACACGGUGGAAUCGCUGAGCUACGCUAUGCCCACGGAACACAAGUCUCAGACGUAUACAAAUGGGUUCAAUACUGGUGAUAUCAGAGACAACUUAGAAUAUGUUGAUGAGGAUGCUCCUCAAACCUGGUUGAACAAUGAUAAAAAUCAAGGCAGAAGCACAGUUUGCCCCAUAUAUUCCAUCCAGCAGAACCGCUGUAAGAAGGAGAACUGUUCCUUUUAUGGUCGUCCUGAGACUGAAAAUUACUGUUCAUAUUGCUACAAAGAAGAGUUAAAGCGGCGGGAGAGAGAAAGUAAGGGACACAGGCAUUGAGGAUUCUUCUGUGACUACUUAGUUCCAUCGUUUUCUUACUUACAAAAGGUGUCACUAUUUGUGGCAGUUGUUUAAUGGUGAAACCAUAUUUGGCAUUAAGCACUCCAAACAUGCAGAAACAGUGCCUACCCCAAAGCCACUUAUUGCAAACUGUGUAAUGAAUGUCCCAUUUAAUGAAGCGUCUAGCUGUAAGAGGAAGUUUUCUAUGUAUUUUUAUCAGAGAUGAUUAGUAACUGUUCAUGACUUGCAUCCACCAGCAAAUGAAAGAAAUCGUGCCGUUCCUUAGCUAGGUGUGAGAAGGAAUAACCUCCCAGGCUCUUUUUG
This is a messenger RNA of Tinamus guttatus (white-throated tinamou), 3021 nucleotides long. The record is from RefSeq and is a predicted model, not a curated record. Lineage: Eukaryota; Metazoa; Chordata; Aves; Tinamiformes; Tinamidae.